This is a messenger RNA of Marmota flaviventris (yellow-bellied marmot), 876 nucleotides long. RefSeq names its product OTU deubiquitinase 6A (gene Otud6a). Gene Ontology annotation, molecular function: cysteine-type deubiquitinase activity. Gene Ontology annotation, biological process: protein K33-linked deubiquitination; protein K11-linked deubiquitination; protein K29-linked deubiquitination. The record is from RefSeq and is a predicted model, not a curated record. Lineage: Eukaryota; Metazoa; Chordata; Mammalia; Rodentia; Sciuridae.
AUGGAUGACUUACCGAGUGAACACCAGCGGAUGAUACGCCGCCACCACCGGGAGAAGAAAGAGCUACAGGCUCGCAUCCAGAGCAUGAAAAACUCCGUCCCCAAGAGCGACAAGAAGAAAAGAAAGCAGUUGCUCCUAGACGUGGCCCGCCUUGAGGCCGAGAUGGAGCAGAGGCACCAGCAGGAGUUGGAGAGGUUCCAAGAGAACUUCCCAGACAACAGUGAUCUUGAUUCAAUCACUGAAGAUCUGGCCAAGAUGGAUCUCGAGAACCAACCUCCCCGAGUUUCCAGAGCACAGAAAAGACGGGAAAGAAGGGCAGCCCUGGAGAGAGAUAGCCUGGAAAGAAUCGCUAAAGCAGAAAUGGAGCAUAUGGCCAGCUUCCGUCGUGAGGAGGAGAAGAAGGUCGCUGCCAUUCUUGAAUCCAAGAAUCUGGAGAUGAAGGAUAUACCUGCUGAUGGCCACUGUAUGUACCGUGCCAUCCAAGAUCAGCUGGCGUUCUCUAUGACGGUGGAGAGCCUGCGCUGCCGCACUGCUGAGUAUAUGCAGAAACAUGUCGACGACUUCUUGCCCUUCUUCAGCGACCCAGAGACGGGUGGCACCUACACCCGCGACGACUUCUUGAGCUACUGCGAAAACAUCAAACGCAGUGCAUCAUGGGGAGGCCAGCUGGAGCUGAGAGCCCUGUCUCACAUCCUGCAGAUGCCCAUCAAAGUGAUCCAGGCCGAUUCACCCAUCAUCGUCAUUGGGGAGGAGUACAAGAAGAAACCACUCAUCUUGGUCUAUCUACACUAUGCCUGCAACCUUGGAGAGCACUACAAUUCGGUGAAGCCACUCGAGGCUGGCGCUGUCGGUGGUGCAGCUCCUCGACUCUUCUAG